AGAGAAGAUAUGGCUGUGUGUUGCCGUGACGUAUUUGUUUCAGGGGAUUGCUUAUUCAGAAGAACUCAGAAGAAUGAAGAGAACUGUGGAUCCUGAAGCAUUUAUGAAUAUUAAUGAGCUCAUUGCUUACAAAGGAUACCCCAGUGAGGAGUAUGAAGUGACGACAGAAGAUGGUUAUAUUAUUACCAUUAACAGAAUUCCUUAUGGUACACAGAACCAGGGAAAUCCAGCUUUGAAACCUGCUGUGUUUCUCCAACACGGAUUAUUGGGAGACGCUAGUAACUGGGUCACAAACCUGCCCAACAACAGCUUGGGCUUCAUGCUAGCCGAUGCUGGUUUUGAUGUUUGGAUGGGAAAUAGCAGAGGGAAUCGCUGGUCCAGAAAACAUCAAAAUUAUUCCAUUGAUCAAGAGGAAUUCUGGGCUUUCAGUUUUGAUGAGAUGGCAAAGUUUGAUCUUCCAGCAGCAAUAAAUUUCAUUGUGGAGAAAACCAGACAGGAAAAGUUGUACUAUAUUGGCUAUUCACAAGGUGCUACUAUUGCUUUCAUUGCAUUUUCAACAAUGCCAGAGCUGGCUCAAAAAAUCAAACUCUAUUUUGCGUUGGCACCUGUCACUACUAUUAAAUAUGCUAGAAGCCCAGCAACAAAACUCCUCUACCUUCCUGAAAAAUUGCUCAGGGGUUUGCUAGGCAAAAGAGAAUUUCUCCCCCAGACUGAAUGUCUAAGAAGGCUAAUAGCUCCUGUCUGCAGCCACCGAGCUUUUGCCCAGCUUUGUAGAAGUGUCUUCUUCAGUCUGGGUGGCUGUAACCUGAAAAACAUUGACAUGAACCGAAUCAACGUGUAUAUUGCCCAAACCACCUCUGGAACUUCCGUGCAGAACAUACUCCACUGGAGUCAGGAGGCCCACUCGGGGCAGUUCCAAGCUUAUGACUGGGGCAGUUCAAAGAAGAACAUGGAAAAAUACCAACAGGCUACUCCUCCUCCCUACAACGUAGAAGAGAUGACUGUACCAACUGCAGUAUGGACUGGGGGUCAAGACUGGCUUGCAGAUGCCAAGGAUGCAGCCAUUUUACUGUCUCAAAUCAAAAGGCUCAUCUAUCACAAGAGGAUUCCUGAAUGGGCACAUCUGGAUUUCCUCUGGGGAUUGGAUGCACCUUUGCGCGUGUACAGUGAAAUUAUUGAUCUGAUGCAGAAGCAUCCUUAACCCACAACCAGUAGCCAUACCUGACUCAUUCAGUGAUACUUGCUUUCACUCGGUAUGAACAAAACCUUCUGCAUCGGCUGGUUUCUGCUGGAAUCAGAUAAAGGGUUCCUCCUGGCACUAUUUUCACACCACAUGUCAAUGCAAUGCUUUUUGCAUCUUGGUAGUGCACUUCAUAUUUUCUGGUAACCUGGUGGGUCAGUAAUCACUUUCUAUUUGAUACAGCUUAGAUUUUGCAAUAACAAUACUACACUAACAGAAGACAGGGUUUUCUGCUCUCUUCUUUAGAUCCUAACAGUAAUGAAAGCUCUGACUUGUUCUGGAUACAGUCAGUAAUCUCAAGACAUUUUCCAUUCUUCAUAUAAUUUCUCAGUUUAUUGGGUUGGCAGUUAAUGAAAGGCAUAGUGUAAGCCAAGACUAAUUCUAACAGUUAUGGUAUUGAUUAAUUUUAUUAUUAGAUGAGACAACGACCAGAAAGUAAAAACUGAGUUCGCACAAAAAAAAUCACUCCUGAAAAAAAGAUGGUUUGUCUUCAUUUGAAACAGGGCUGCUUACUUUUUUCAUACAAGGGACACAGGGAGGGUAGGCCCAGCAGAAAACAGUAGCCAGUGUCAUGGUUUAAGCACACACCUGCAUGAUGGGAAGCUUGGG
Molecule: messenger RNA, 1849 nt
Organism: Falco peregrinus (peregrine falcon)
Lineage: Eukaryota; Metazoa; Chordata; Aves; Falconiformes; Falconidae
Product: lipase member M
Exons: 9
Coding region: 74-1201 (375 amino acids)
Molecular function (GO): hydrolase activity, acting on ester bonds
Source: RefSeq, a predicted model, not a curated record